Messenger RNA from Xyrauchen texanus (razorback sucker), 351 nucleotides. RefSeq lists its product as uncharacterized. The record is from RefSeq and is a predicted model, not a curated record. Lineage: Eukaryota; Metazoa; Chordata; Actinopteri; Cypriniformes; Catostomidae. Bases 100 to 351 code for a protein of 83 amino acids. The transcript has 2 exons.
CAGCUCGACUCCAUCCAUGAGAAAGUUUGGAAUCUCUGCAGAAAUCCUUGAGGAACUGAAGACACGCUCCGAUCAAGGAAUUGCACAUCAUUAAUCAUCAUGGAUCUUUCAUUUAUGGCUGUGCAGCUUCCUGUAAUGAGCGGAGCUUUCAUGGAUGUGGAUGAGUGCAGCACAGAACGCUCUCUCUUUAAUUCAUCGGCCAGUGUGAACGCAGCGCCCCCCGCAUCAGCACCUAUGCAACAGGAUGAGCAGCAGCGAGUGUCCAGCGAUGCCGUCUGGUUGUGGAUUGCCAUCAUCGCCACCAUCGGCAACAUCGUGGUGGUUGGAGUGGUUUACGCUUUUACUUUCUGA